Messenger RNA from Coccinella septempunctata (seven-spotted ladybird), 2568 nucleotides. RefSeq lists its product as uncharacterized. NCBI's taxonomy places the organism in Eukaryota, Metazoa, Arthropoda, Insecta, Coleoptera, Coccinellidae. Bases 1 to 2568 code for a protein of 855 amino acids. The record is from RefSeq and is a predicted model, not a curated record. The transcript has a single exon.
AUGAUUCUUGUAAAGGACGGAUUAAAAUAUAGGAAUCUGUCGGAGCUUCUUUCCUCCACUAUUGAGAAGCACAUUGAGAUUUCGGCGGUCGAACUGAACAAGCGAAAAUUGGUAGUAAUUGCAUUAUAUAGACCUCCGACUGGCGAUUUUGAUCUGUUUGUGAACGUUGUUGACAAGAUGUUGUCCGAGGUGGCUGAGAGGUUCCCUGCUCAUGAAGUAUACUUGGCAGGAGAUUUCAACAUAGAUUUCCUAGUGGAAAGUAACGAUAUGAGAGACUUGUUGAAUCUACUUAAAUCUCAUGGGCUGGCUAUAACGUCGACAUUGCCAACACGGGUUACCAAGACAAGCAGUACCUGCAUAGCUAAUGUAUUCACAAAUAAAGACUUGGACAAUAUUAAGGUGAGAACAAUAAAUAUGCAUAUGUCGGAUCAUCGGGCACAACUAUUGGCGAUAACUGAAAAGCGGAUAAAGAAGGAAAAAGUGAAAAAGAUUAAAAUAAGAGAUAUAAGUGACCACAAUGUGCAGAUAUAUAAACAAAAGCUUCUGUCAUAUCGGUGGUUGGAUAUCUUGAGGGAGAAAUCUUCUGAGGAGAUGUUCAACACGAUCUAUGAAAUUAUCCUGAAAGAUUACAAUGAAUGCUUUCCAGUGAGGUACAGACCGGAAAAGAGUAAAAAUAAUUAUUAUUUCACUGAUGUGCAGAUAAGGAUGAAAAACAGAUUAGAUGCGUUAGCAGUAAGAGCAGCAACAACGAAAAGUGAUGAAGAUUACCGGGUUUACAAUAAUUAUAAGAGAUUGUUUCACCAAGAAAUUGCUGAAUCGAUAAAGCAGAGAAAUGCCUCAUUUAUAGAAAACUCAGAGAAUAAGCAGAAAGCUAUAUGGCACCUCAUUAGGACAGAAACAAAUAAGAAACGGAAAUCUUCAGCCAAGACCUCACUAUGUGCUGAAAAUUUAAAUACCUAUUUUUGUGAAUUGGGUGAGACAGUUGCUGAAAGUAUACCUGUAUCAGAGAUCAGACCCGAAGAUUUCCUGAAAAAUGUCAAAAUAGAUAACAGUAAAUCGUGUUACUUUCGUCCUACCACACCAGAAGAGAUUGAAGCAAUUAUAGGAAAUCUGAAAAAAAAAUCUGCCACAGAUGUGGAUGAUUUUUCAGUGGAACUAUUGAAGAAGAUAAAAAGGGAAUUAUCCGAUCCUUUGUCGUUCGUUGUGAAUAAGUGUAUGGAAGAGGGAGUGUUUCCUGCUGUGCUGAAACGGGCAAAGGUAGUUCCAGUUCACAAGGGAGGUGAUGCCGAUCAAGAACAAAAUUACAGGCCCAUAUCAAUUUUGCCAGUCCUGUCUAAGGUGCUGGAAAUGGCAAUCAAGGAGAGAUUGGUUGAUUUUUUUGAAAAGAACAAAUUUUUCUCCGAUCAUCAACACGGCUACAGGGGGGGCAGAUCGGUUGUGACAGCCAUAUGGGAAGUUCUCAAGCUUACUGCUGCAGCUUGGGAUGGUAAUGACAUUGCUGAGUUGUUGUGUGUUGAUCUUUCAAAGGCUUUCGACACCGUUGAUCAUGGUACGUUGCUUGAGAAGCUGUUUUACUAUGGAGUGAGGGGCAUUCCACUUAAGUUAAUUGCCUCAUACUUAUCUGAGAGAGAACAACUGGUUACCUGGUUGAAUGAGCAGUCCACCAGCCGAAAGAUUAAGAUAGGUGUCCCGCAGGGUUCGGUGCUUGGCCCAAUCCUUUUUUUGAUCUUCAUUAAUGACCUGAUCUGGAAUAUAAGUUUUUAUGGAGCUGUACUGUUUGCUGAUGAUACCUCUGUUAUGCUGAGAGGUAAAAGUGUGGACGAGAUACGAACUAAAGCGGAGAAACUACUGGAAGACAUCGGAAAGUGGUUUCAGGCGAAUAGACUGAAAAUGAAUGAGAGCAAGACACAGCAGCUCACAUUUUCCCAUGCAUUGGAUCAGAGAGCCUCCGUUAAGUUUUUGGGAGUCCAUUUGGAAUCUGGACUAGGCUGGAGGACCAACAUUGAUGGACUGGUAGCAAAACUGUCAGUGGCUGUGUAUUCCAUUCGACGGGUGAAAAUGUGCACAACAUAUGAAAUGGCCAGGCUAACUUAUUUUGCCAACUUCCAUAGUGUGGCCUCCUACGCCAUUCUUUUUUGGGGUAGUUCAUCGGAAGCGCAAAGAGUGCUUUUACUCCAGAAGAGGGCUAUAAGGGCUCUUUUCGGCCUUGGACCCAGAGACAGUUGUAGAGAGGCAUUCAGGGCUGGGGGCAUCUUGACUGUCCCAAGUAUUUUCAUAUCAUCCACACUGAAGUAUGUGCAUGCUAAUAUCAGAAACUUCCCGAGGAAUAUGCAGAGGCAUCCAUAUGGAACAAGAAAUAGAACAGCCUUAGAAAUACCCUUUCAUCGUCUAACAUCGUCACAGCAAUUUGUUGAUUACUGGGGAGCCGUUUUGUACAAUUCGAUACCGGAUACUAUAAAACGGUUAAAUGCUACAAGAUUCGACAGGGAGAUAAAGAGGGCUCUGUUGAAGACUACUGUAUAUAGCUUGAAAGAAUUUUUGGACCGGCCUUCAUUCUUUUUUACAUGA